Ramularia collo-cygni is the source of this 1359-nucleotide messenger RNA. RefSeq names its product related to SET domain protein. Gene Ontology annotation, molecular function: protein-lysine N-methyltransferase activity; protein binding. The record is from RefSeq and is a predicted model, not a curated record. Gene Ontology annotation, cellular component: nucleus. Lineage: Eukaryota; Fungi; Ascomycota; Dothideomycetes; Mycosphaerellales; Mycosphaerellaceae. The transcript is spliced from 2 exons. Bases 1 to 1359 code for a protein of 452 amino acids. Gene Ontology annotation, biological process: peptidyl-lysine monomethylation.
AUGGUCGAAGACAAAGACUUCUCCACAGCAUCCGAACGCUUUCUCACAUGGCUGAAAGGGAACGGCGCAACGAUAUCUUCCCGAAUCCAGCUUGCGGACUUGAGAUCCUCUGGCGCUGGUCGCGGUAUAGUCGCCACGGAGAAUCUCAGCGAAGAUGAGGAGCUCUUCAGCAUCCCGCGAUCUUCCAUCCUCACAGUAGAGACUUCCUCUCUCCCCGAAGCAGCCCAGAAGGAAAUCAACGAUCCAUGGCUUUCGUUGAUCGUCGCCAUGGUCUACGAGUACCUCCGCGGUUCCGAAUCGCAGUGGAAAUCCUACUUCGACGUCUUGCCUGAAAAUUUCGACUCUCUAAUGUACUGGACCGACGACGAUCUCGAGCACUUGCAAGGCAGCGCCGUAGUCGACAAGAUUGGCAAAGACGGAGCAGAUACUACAUUCACGGAACAGCUCAUACCCAUCAUCGGCCAGUACGCCAACACCGGAAAUCGCAACAACGAAGAGCUGUUGGCGUUGUGCCACCGAAUGGGAAGCACCAUUAUGGCCUACGCAUUCGAUCUCGAGAAGGCUUCGAAUGAUCGAUCAAAGAAUGAAGAGGAUGGAUGGGAAGAAGACGAGGAUGAGGAGGGAUUACUACCUAAAGGAAUGGUGCCUCUUGCGGAUAUGCUGAACGCUGAUGCGGAUCGCAACAAUGCCAAACUCUUCUACGAGGAUGACAAGGUGGUGAUGAAGACGAUUAAGCCUGUCGAGGCGGGACAAGAGCUGUUCAACGACUACGGUCCGCUACCCAGAGCAGACGUGCUCCGGCGAUAUGGAUAUGUGACAGACAACUACGCCAAGUACGACGUGGUUGAAAUCACCUCGAGCUUGAUCAAGGAGCGUGCGAAGAAACAACUCCGACUGUCAGCCAACGAGCUAGACGAGCGAUGGAAGUUUGGUGAAGAGCAAGGAGUCGUAGACGAUGGCUACGAUAUCGCACACGCAGACAACGAGGACGGACAAUUCCCCGAAGAGCUGUGUGUUCUGCUCAACCUCCUGGCAACCUCAAAGGUGGAAUUCGACAAGUUGAAGAAAAAGGACAAGCUGCCCAAACCUGAAAUGUCCAUCGACGCCAAGAAACUACUUCGAACGGUGCUGGUCUAUCGAUAUGCAAUGUACUCGCCCGAGUCCCAGUCCAUGGCGGUCGAUGAAGCUGGCACUGGCGACAAGAGAAGAGCCAUGGCCGUGCAAGUCAUCGAGGGCGAAAAGUCGAUUCUUGAAGAAGCCGUCAAUGCUGUUGCGGACAUCACCCUCGGGACGAAGAAGAGAGCUGCCGACACGUUGGAGGACGAAGCCGCCGCGAUCCGUAACCCAGGAAAGAAAUAA